Molecule: messenger RNA, 1545 nt
Organism: Eremothecium cymbalariae DBVPG#7215
Lineage: Eukaryota; Fungi; Ascomycota; Saccharomycetes; Saccharomycetales; Saccharomycetaceae
Exons: 1
Coding region: 1-1545 (514 amino acids)
Cellular component (GO): cytoplasm; ubiquitin ligase complex
Molecular function (GO): protein binding
Source: RefSeq, a predicted model, not a curated record
AUGGACAAAAAGUUCAAUGACCUUUGCUAUGCAUGCAGGAUUGGUGAUUUGGAGAAUAUUGAUAGGCUGAUUGCAUCUGGGGCGAAUGUUAAUGGUCUCGAUAGGUUUGAUAAUACCCCAUUAUUCCUCGCAAGCCUUUGUGGACACAUUGAAGCGGUUAAGCUGUUACUUUCCAGGGGAGCUGUUUGUGACCGGGACCGAUAUGAAGGUGCAAGGUGCAUUUACGGGGCUUUAAAUGACUCAAUUAGGGAUGUUUUACUUGAAUACGAUAUUUCUAAGGCUGUUGAUAUUAAGCAGCCUUUUGCUAUACAUGUUUCGGCUUUAUUCAAUAAUUCAAGCCUAGAAUGCCAAGAUAUAGUUUUUAGGUUUAAUAGUGAUUGCGAAUUUCGACUACAUCGGUUGUUGCUAGCUGCCAGAAGCCCGUAUUUUUAUGAGAAACUGACAACUGUUUGGAAGGAUAAAAGUAUUAUUGAAAUGCCAUAUGGAGAAUCUCUGAAUGCUUUUGCGUUGGUUGUUAAAUUUUUAUAUCUAAUACCUGUCUUGCAUGAAGUUACUCAGCAUGACUACAAAUUCCUGAAGAUGUUCUGUGAGAAACUAGCCAUACCAUCAUUAGCGGAAUAUAUUAACACAGUUAAUCAUUUCAUUUAUUCGUCCAAGAAACGCACUUAUAUAAAUGAGUUACAAUUUAAGUUUACUGAGGAAGCAAAGUCACAAUUACGUUCAUUUAUGGUCAAUAACAUAUUGAAGAAGAAAAUCAGCACAGAGGAUUAUAGAGAUAUCCCUGAUAAUGAACUGAAUUCAAUGAGGGAUGGCGGUUCAAUGAUGGAUAUAUUUUUGUUAGUCAAAACUGGUGAGUACUCUGGAUAUAUAUAUCCCGCACACAGGUCAAUUUUAAUGAGGGCUGAAUACUUUAAAGUCAUGUUCACUUCACCUUUCUCUGAAUCGGCUGGAUACAAAAGGACGGAUAAUAAUAUUCUUGACCGAUAUCAAAAAUUCCCAAUAAUAACACUUCCAUCCUCUGAUUUACAUGUUGCAGAAGUUAUAUUAUCAUACCUAUAUUUUGACUGCCUUGAAAUACCAUGGGAAUGGGCAAUUGAAGUAUUAAUGGUAGCUAAUGCCUUGUUAAUCGACAGAUUAAAGAGUAUGGCUGCUGUAACUAUAAUGCAAUCACAUCAACUCUUAGAACGGCACUCAAUUUUUGAAGUGCUAUAUGCAGCAUGGGAUACUGGUAUGGAGAGACUAGAACAAUAUGCAGCCAAGAUAAUUGUCGAUAACUUAGACAGGUACUCUGCAGAUGAAGAAUUGAAGGCUGCUAUUUUGAUGAGCGCAGAGAGAAUCAACUGUCGGCAAGAAACAGACACAAUUGAACUGGUAGAUGAUAUGAGGUACUAUCUACUCAAAAAGUAUGCUUUGACAUUAGAAGAUUUUCGACUUUUGGAAUGUCAUCAUAACAUAGACUUAAGAAAGAAACAUAGGCUGCUGAAAUAUAACCGCGAUUUAGAGUCAAUUGAUACCAUACUACUUGAAUUGAAACUAGAUGCGUAA